Molecule: messenger RNA, 1324 nt
Organism: Phragmites australis (common reed)
Lineage: Eukaryota; Viridiplantae; Streptophyta; Magnoliopsida; Poales; Poaceae
Product: triacylglycerol lipase OBL1-like
Exons: 3
Coding region: 1-1305 (434 amino acids)
Biological process (GO): lipid metabolic process
Molecular function (GO): triacylglycerol lipase activity
Source: RefSeq, a predicted model, not a curated record
AUGAGUGAUGCAUGGAUGGAUCUGGACGCAGGUAAGCUGGUGAUCCCAUUGAACCGGGAGGCGCCCAACUUUCGGUCGAUGAACGGGUUGAUCGACGGGAGGACGGAGCUGAAGCCACUGCCGGCGGCCGCGGCCGGCGGCCCUGACGACCGGCGGCUGCAGGUGGUGGGCGUCUCCGGCGGCAAGGCCACGGACGAGGAGUACUUCGUCGACGUGGAGAGCGGCGAGUGCGGCAGCGCGGCGGUGCCGCUCGUCCAGCAGCAGUACGUGAACGGGCGGCUCGUCCGCCUCCGCACCUACUCCAUCUUCGAGAUCAGCAUCAUGGCCGCCAAGAUCGCCUACGAGAACGCCGCCUACAUUGAGAACGUCGUCAACAACGUCUGGAAGUUCCAUUUCGUGGGGUUCUACAACUGCUGGAACAAGUUCAUCAAAGACCACACGACGCAGGCGUUCGUGGUGACUGACCGGGCGUCCGACGCGAGCGUGGUGGUGGUGUCGUUCCGCGGCACGGAGCUGUUCAACAUGCACGACUGGUCCACCGACGUCAACCUCUCCUGGCUGGGCAUGGGCGCCAUGGGCCACGUCCACGUCGGCUUCCUCAAGGCGCUCGGCCUGCAGGAGAUGAACGGCAAGGACGCCGCCCAAGACUUCCCCGAGACAGCCCCCAACACCGCGGCAGACAAGCCCGUCGCCUACUACAAGCUCCGUGAGGUGCUCCGUGAGCAGAUCAAGAAGCACCCCAAGGCCAACCUCGUCGUCACCGGGCACAGCCUCGGCGGCGCGCUCGCCGUCAUCUUCCCGGCGAUCCUCGCCUUCCACGGCGAGAGGGACAUCCUGGACCGGCUCCUCUCCGUGAUCACCUACGGGCAGCCGCGCGUCGGGGACAAGACGUUCGCGGCGUACGUCCGCGCGAACGUGACUGUGGAGCCGAUCCGGGUGGUGUACCGGUACGACGUGGUGCCCCGGGUGCCGUUCGACGCGCCGCCCGUGGCGGAGUUCACUCACGGUGGCACCUGCGUGUACUUCGACGGGUGGUACGACGGCCGCGCCAUCGCCGCCGGCGGGGACGUGCCGAACCCCAACUACAUCGACCCGAGGUACCUGCUGUCCAUGUACGGCAACGCGUGGGGGGACCUGUUCAAGGGCGCCUUCCUGUGGGCGAAGGAGGGCAGCGACUACCGCGAGGGCGCCGUCUCGCUGCUCUACCGCGCCGCCGGGCUGCUGGUGCCCGGCGUCGCGUCGCACAGCCCGCGCGACUACGUCAACGCCAUCCGCCUCGGCCGGAUCGCGACCAAGGAGGCAUGAGAGCUUCAGCUUGCAGCGG